This is a messenger RNA of Penicillium cosmopolitanum, 2991 nucleotides long. RefSeq names its product VWA and PH domain-containing RING finger protein. Bases 1 to 2991 code for a protein of 996 amino acids. The record is from RefSeq and is a predicted model, not a curated record. NCBI's taxonomy places the organism in Eukaryota, Fungi, Ascomycota, Eurotiomycetes, Eurotiales, Aspergillaceae. The transcript is spliced from 2 exons.
AUGGAGGUCGACCGCACUCGCACUCGGCGGGAGAGGACAUUCGUUGGUAGUGAAUGCGCCGUCUGUGAAGAGCCGUUGGAGCAUACUUUGCGCGGAGAGCGUAUUCUCCAAUUAUCAUGUAGUCAUGUGUCCCACGAAGCAUGCUUCUAUGAGUAUAUUCGCGAAAUCGACUCGCAAUACUGCCCGACCUGCAAUGCGCCGCUAGGUUUAGAUGCGAGUCGAGGUGGAAAUGUUUUAGAUGUCGCACCCAGUGAGGGUGGUAGCCGGUAUAAUGGUCCAGCACAAUCGACCUUUAGUCGUCAAGAUAGCCAGCGAGACAGUCGCGACACUAUUGGACAGAGAGAGCGCGUCGAACGGUUAACUGCAGCUUCCCACGCCCACGCCCACCACUCCCACUCCAACUCCAACUCUCAUGCUCCUUCCGCCUCCGCCUCCGCUUCCCGACAGCCCCAUUCCCGCAAUGGUAGUGCCGCGGGCUCGUCAGGCGACUAUCACAACGAUGGUCAGCAUACGAGUAGCGGACGCCGCCAUGACUAUGAUGUGCAAGCGAUGGAAUCCGACCUUAGCCCCCGUCCCGGAGUUGCGAAGAAUCCUAUCCCCGCCCCAAUUGUGACGGUGCGAAGCGAGUUCCCCACCAUGAACCGAUCUCGCCAGCAACAAUCCCUUACUUGCUUGAUCACCGUGGAGGUACCGGAAGGCAACUGGCGCCCUGAUGCGGAGGAUCUCCGACAUACUCCCUCUGGCCAAUCGCAGCCCGAUGAGCCAUUCUCUGCCCGAUUUGGAGGCUCACAAGAUGCUCGAUCUCUGCAAUAUGAACCCGUUGAGAACAUGGAUGAGAUUGCGGAGGAGCUGAGGAACCGGGUGGAUAAUUGGCACGGACUCGAGUUUCAACGAUUUGGCAAGCUCCGCCUGCACGGACAAAUGCGCGUUGGCAAGGAUCGGGAGUCAUGGCAAGAAUUAGAAUGCUAUCUCUUCGGGGAGAUGCUCAUUUGCGUCAAGGAGAAGAAGAUUGCCGACUCCCGCAACCAAUACGAGGAGUCGAAGCCCAGGACUCGGUGCACUCUGAAGGGUUCAAUCCUAAUCAAGAAGCACUUGAAAUCGAUCGAAUCUGCCUCCGACGAACCCGUUCUGACUCUCAACCUUUCCGUGAGCGAAUUGCCUUGCUUCUUCCUACGUUUCCCGAACCGCAACCAGCUUGAGAUGUGGCGCCGUUCGCUGAUUGACUUGCAUCCGGUGGAGAAUAUCUCUCGCCAUAAUGACUAUGAUUUGGAUAAUUCGGGCGCCGAGGAAGAUGACUACCGCACCAGCCGUAUUCAGCGACAGGCGUCCAUCAACUCUUCAUAUGGCGCUGGCAAGUCCAACAACACCGCCAUCACUGACUACACCAACCCUGACAUGGAGAGGCCAUCUAUCGAUUCAUUCCAUAUUCCCCUCGACCUCGUCGUGGUUAUCCCUGUGUCCUCGUCUAUGCAGGGCCUCAAGAUCACUCUUCUCCGCGACGCUCUUAAGUUCCUUGUGCAAAACUUGGGCUCCCGAGACCGUAUGGGCUUGGUGACAUUUGGCUCGAGCGGCGGCGGUGUUCCUUUGGUGGGCAUGACCACCAAGUCUUGGAACGGAUGGAACAAGAUUCUGGACUCUAUUCGGCCCGUGGGCCAGAAGAGUCUCCGUGCUGACGUGGUGGAGGGAGCUAAUGUAGCCAUGGAUCUGCUGAUGCAGCGCAAGUUUAAUAACCCGGUUUCGACUAUCCUGCUCAUUAGCGACUCGUCGACCUCUGACGUGGAAAGUGUUGAUUUCGUCGUAUCUCGGGCUGAAGCUGCCAAGGUCAGCAUUCAUUCUUUCGGCCUUGGUUUGACCCAUAAGCCGGACACGAUGAUCGAGCUGUCAACUCGUACCAAGGGUUCUUACCUCUACGUGAAGGAUUGGAUGAUGUUGCGGGAGUGUGUUGCUGGAUGCCUGGGCGCUCUGCAAACCACUUCACACCAGAAUGUCAAGUUGAAGCUGCGCUUGCCGGAAGGCUCGCCGGCCAAAUUUGUCAAGAUUAGCGGUGCCCUGCAUACCACAAAGCGUGCCACUGGCAAGGACGCCGAGGCCGCGUUGGGAGAUCUUCGAUUCGGUGAUAAACGUGAUGUCCUGGUGCAACUGGUCAUCCAGCCAGACAAUGCCACUCAAGACAACAUGCCCCAAGAUCCUUGGGAGAGUCUAGUUUCGGGUCUGGAGGCCCUCGGUGGGGGUAUUGAUGGGGAUGAGCAACGGGUUCUGAGCGUCGAGGAGGUACCACUGAUCCAAGCCGAUCUUACCUAUGGUGACCUCCUCCGCGACGGCCAUCUCACACACUCGCCUCGCCCAUCUCUCCUGGCUAUAACGAUGCUCCCUCCAAACCCUAGAGCCAAAGGCAGUCGCCCGACGACCCCUCCCAUCCCACCCCACCCAUCGAUCGUGCAACGCCGCAUGGAGCUCCUCACAUCCGACAUGUUAACCCGGUCCCUGACUCUCGUUUCCCGCGGCCAGCAUGAUCGAGGUCAACAUCUGCUCAAUGAAACAAGGAGUAUCCUGAAGGGUCUCGGCAAGGGCGGUCUCCCCCCUCUACCCCCAGGAGCCCCCCGCUCAGGAACCAGCGACUCAGGCAGCCGCACCGACACGCCGAACUCGGCCUCCCCAACACCCUCAUCAAGCUUCGCUGAAAGCCAUGCCUCCUCAGUCUCGGACGCGAAUACCAUCACACCGAGCUCCUCUGUCGAUGCCCAGACCAUGAUUGCACUGAACGCGGACCUCGACUCGGCCCUUGAGUGGAUUAACCACCCCGCUGUUUUCAGCCGUGAUUCUCGAAAGGCCGUGUUACAGAGCAUCGGAGUGAUCUCUUCUCAGCGCGCUUAUACCUACCGCACUCCCUCAGAGGGACACUGGGCUCAGCGCAUUUCUGGCGUGCGACGAUUGACGGAUAAAUCUAAGGAUUGGCGUGAGAUGGGCGAUGAUGCGUUGACGGAGGAGUGA